Molecule: messenger RNA, 324 nt
Organism: Pseudogymnoascus destructans
Lineage: Eukaryota; Fungi; Ascomycota; Leotiomycetes; Thelebolales; Thelebolaceae
Exons: 1
Coding region: 1-324 (107 amino acids)
Source: RefSeq, a predicted model, not a curated record
AUGAGACAGAGAGCAUAUUGUGUAUAUAUGUUUCGUAGUUCAGCCUUGGUUUUGGUUGUACAGCGAGGCAGUGACAAUCAACGCAUUUAUUCAGUGGGAUGCCCAUCUUCAUCGAGAGCAUCGACUCUUACUAUUCACAUUUCUUCAUUGCCUGUCAGAAGGCCGAAGAACGCAACAUCCAGCCAGUCAUCAACACCAGUUCGCGAGGUCUUCCUCAAACACAACGUGGAGGAGGACUACAGCGCAUGCCUCAUUCACCGCCACUACGACCUGGCCGCCAAUAAGUGUAACGUCGAGGCAGACGGAAAGGCUGUCGCCUCCUAG